This is a messenger RNA of Aspergillus lentulus, 1188 nucleotides long. RefSeq names its product CapA family protein. The record is from RefSeq and is a predicted model, not a curated record. Lineage: Eukaryota; Fungi; Ascomycota; Eurotiomycetes; Eurotiales; Aspergillaceae.
AUGCCGACCGCCCUCCGCACCUUCACCCUCAACUUCGUCGGCGACGUCAUGCUCGGUCGCCUCGUCGACCAACUCUGGCCCCAGCACGUCGACAACGCCCACGAACGCCGCAUCGUCUCCUACUUCAUCGAGCGCUACCCCUACCUAAGCAACUACACCCACCGCGACCCCUGGGGCUCCGCGCUACCACUCUUCCACAACUCCGACCUCAACCUUAUCAACCUCGAAACCUCAGCAACAACCACCAACGACCCCUGGCCCAACAAGGCCUUCAACUACCGCAUGCACCCCGCGAACGCCGCAGCCCUGCGCGAAGCCCGCAUCGACUACGCCAGCCUUGCAAACAACCACACCCUCGACUUCGGCACAGACGGCCUAAUUGAGACAGUCUGGACAAUGAAGGAGUCCAAGAUCGCGUUCGCGGGAGCCGGCGAGACCACAGACGAGAGCCGGCGGCCGGCGAUCCUGCGUCUUCCGCGCUGCGCAGCGGCCGCGCAUCACGGACACGCACACGCACAGGACAACCAUGAUCAAUCGGGCAAAUCUUACAGCGUGCACGUCUGGUCGGCCUCGGACCACCCGCGCGACUGGGCCGUCGUGUCAAACUUCCACCUAAUCGACUACUCGGCGCGAACAAGAGAGCACCUGCGCACGCUGCUAACUUCACCUCCAACGUCCCCGGACACGGCCGACAAACCCGCGCUCAAGAUCUUCUCCGUCCACUGGGGACCAAAUUAUACGUGGCAGCCGGAGGAGAAGAUCCGCUCGCUAGCGCAUUUCCUGAUCGACGAGUGCGGCGUGGACAUUGUGCAUGGCCAUUCCUCGCACCAUGUGCAGGGUGUCGAGCGGUACCGGCGGAAACUCAUCAUCUAUGGGUGUGGAGACUUUGUGGAUGAUUAUGCGUUGAACGAGGAGUAUCGGAAUGACCUUGGAGCUGUGUGGAGGGUAUGUGUGAGGGAGGAGCAGGAUGAGGAGAGUGCUGGCCCGGAGAGUUGUAGGUUAGUGUUGGAUCGGCUGGAGAUCUUUCCGACCCGUUGCGAUCGUUUUCAGGUAACUUUGUUGGAUCCUGAUGAUGAUGAUCAUCUCUGGGUGAAGAGGAAGAUUACCCGGUUGAGCGAGGAUAUGGGGACCAACGUGCGUAGGGAUUUAGGGAGGGAACAUCAGGUCAUAGUGGACCUGAGGGAUUGA